Molecule: messenger RNA, 2257 nt
Organism: Pseudomyrmex gracilis
Lineage: Eukaryota; Metazoa; Arthropoda; Insecta; Hymenoptera; Formicidae
Exons: 4
Coding region: 87-1853 (588 amino acids)
Source: RefSeq, a predicted model, not a curated record
AAAAAGCCGGUUCACCGCCAUUUUUGCCGAAGAACUUGUGAACGUCGGAUAUUUGUCAUCAAGUGAACGCGGCGGCCGCAACAGCAAUGAGGAAAAUAUUGUUAGCCACAACCCUGCUAUCGAUAGUGAUGUGUGAAAAUAUUUUAUUAGAAAAUCAUCCGAGAUCAAAGGAAUUAUGGAUUCGCAACAAUCAAUUCUGGAGCAAGAAACUGAAACAAGCACCACAAAACGACUUUUCUUCCAAACUAGAAGAAUUUUUAAAUCGCAACGAUGACAAACAGCUUUCUCGAAUGUUAGAGACGCGAUUCAUUAGCGAGCCAAGAAAAUUUCCAGUAACAAUUAUUAGGCGAUCUGAUUCAACGCAGUUUUCACAAGACGAUUUAUUACCUUUUGACAAGUCAAAAUUAAAACGAAUUAAACCGGCAAUCUUAAUUUCUAUUGGCAUACAAGAAGAAGAAACAAAAGCUGGUGACAGUUCGAAGGAAGACUGCUCGAUGAAGAAAGGUCAUCGCAAACACAAUCACAGCUGGCAGAUUCAGAAACCGUUUUAUGUCGAAGAACCGAAAUGGAUCUCGAUAGAUCCCGAAUACAUAGACGGUACGACUCGACGUCUGGACGAUGCCGAUCCUUACAUAUUGUCGCGAGGCAAGAAGAUUUUCAGACUCAAAGAUCCGAAACAAAUGGACAAACUAAUCGAGGAUAACGAAGAAUUUUUCGAUUAUCUGAGCAGAAACAAACGAUCGUCCACGAAAUAUCGAGCGAAAAGAUUCGUUGAGACGAGUGAGAACUUUCGGAGCAACGCGGUUGACCAAAAAAACAAUCGAAAAGAGAAGAUAAAUCACUAUGGCUUUUUUCAAAGUAUCGAUCACGGUACAAAACGUAAGAAAGAUAACUUUGCCAAUAACACGAAUAAACGUAAUAAACGAUCAACGUCAUUGAAAAGCAAACAAUUUUCUGAGGCCUAUGAGAAAAACAGAACUUACGAACUCGACUCGAUGAAGUCCGAGGAAGGUGUCAAAAGGAACGAAACAUACGUGUUCGAACAAAUGAUGGAAAAAAUUUACGAUAAGCUGGACGAUUUACGUAACGCGUACGAUGACUCUUUUAUUUUGUCCCACGGGAAACACACAUUUGACAACAGAACAGAAAACUUGAAUAAAAAAUCUGCAAGUUACAGAGAAUCCACUUAUGAAAAACCGUGGAAAAAUACGUAUUCCGAAACAUCGGAGAGCAAGAGAGAAAACAAAAACAAAAGGUCCAUAUUGGAAAUUGAAAAAAGCACCACUGAAAAGACAGAUUCGCAAUUAACACACAUAAGUGCGAAAAUCUCGGGAAAAAAUAUUGAUCCGAAUCAUCGGGAGAAGCGUGACGCUUGCAAGAGUCCGGUCUGCAAGACCGAACCGCAGCUGCCGGAUCAGUGGCUGCUGAAGAGUUUCGGAGAGGAGAUUCAAGACACGCUGGCCUUAGAGAGAAGGGACAAGACUAGCGAGUUCCUGAACAAACUGAUCGAGCCUUCGUUCGUCAUUUCCCGCGGAAAGAAAGCAUCGAAAUUUGAAAACGAUCCCUACUCGAUGUUUCAGUCACGUAAUAAUAUCAAAAUGAUGAGAUUUCCGCUAGCGAGAAGUCUUUUGCAAAUGUUGCUGAUGAAGAGGUGUAAUAACAGCAACGAAUGUGACAUUGAUGCGAGCAAAUUAGUAGACAGGAGAGACCGGCGUGGUGCACUCGAUGACAUUUUCGCAGAAGAGGAACCCUUCUACGUAGGUAGGGGAAAGCGGAUGAAGCUAGAUAGUUUUCUGAGACAGCCGCUGCAAAGAAAGAACAUCAAUUCACUCGAAAGGGAUGUGAAACAAUAAGGUUAGGGAAUUGAAAAUGCGCAAAAUAUUUCCAAUUUAUGUAACACACUGUAUACGAGAUACAAGAUGUUGUAUCAAAAAUAUCUUUUGUCAUGGUAACGCGCUAUAUUUUGGUUAUAAUGCAAAUACGGUAAUCUGUAUUUUUAACAAAAUGAAUAUAAUGUGUAUACUGUAAAACGUAAACAUUUUUGGGAGAAACUCUUUUUAUAAUCUCUUCAAUUUAAAGUUGUAUAAUUCACAGUUUAUAUUAAUUGCUUUAAUAUAUUUUGUACAAAGCUUGGAAAAUAUAACCUAUGUAGAAAUAAAGUUUUCGAGACGAGAAUCCAGUUGAAAAUCAUGUAUUAUAGAUAUUUUUAUGUUCUAUGAUGUAUAAUACAAUAUUUACUUAAGAAGAAUUAUGUAAA